AUGACCCGGCGGCUAUGUACGGAAUACAUUGACCCGAGAACUAUCGAGCCUAUAUUAGCCAACAGGCUUAUACCUCAUGACAAAGGCGAGGGCGCGGUUCGUCCAAUUGGCGUCGGGGAAGUUAUCAGGAGGAUUGUCCGGAAAUGUGUUAUGAAAGUGAUUAAGCCCGACGUGAUCGAUGCCAGUGGAUCGCUACAGGUGUGCGCAGGUCUUAAGAGCGGAA
This is a messenger RNA of Paramuricea clavata, 223 nucleotides long. Lineage: Eukaryota; Metazoa; Cnidaria; Anthozoa; Malacalcyonacea; Plexauridae. The record is from the annotation of a GenBank genome assembly.